AACCAAACCUCCAUCAACUCCACUUUUUCGUUCGUUUCGCAAAAUAUUCUCUCUAAGAAAUACAAAUCUUCAUCUCCAAGAGAUAUAUAUAUAUAUACAAAAAUCUCGGUGAAUUUGAUAAUAGUGCGAGUAGUAGUAACGGCAGUGUCGUGGAUAGGUCGAAUAUGGGAUUAGAAGACGUGAAUAUGCAGGAUAUUGAUGAGGAUCUACAUAGUAGGCAGCUUGCGGUGUACGGCCGCGAAACGAUGCGGCGCUUAUUUGCGUCUAAUGUUUUGAUAUCUGGAUUGCAAGGGCUCGGUGCCGAGAUCGCAAAAAAUCUUAUACUUGCUGGUGUCAAAUCUGUGACAUUGCAUGAUGAAGGCUCGGUGGAGCUGUGGGAUUUGUCCAGUAAUUUUAUUUUUUCCGAGAAAGACGUUGGUAAGAAUAGAGCUCUAGCUUCUGUCCAGAAGCUGCAAGAGCUCAACAAUGCUGUGCUUGUCUCUACCUUGUCUAAAAAGUUGACAAAGGAGCAACUUGCAAACUUUCAGGCUGUGGUCUUUACUGAUAUCGACUUGAAAUCAGCCAUCGAAUUUGAUGAUUACUGCCACAGCCAUCAGCCUCCUAUUGCUUUCAUCAAGACCGAAGUCAGAGGACUUUUCGGUAACAUUUUCUGUGAUUUUGGCCCUGAGUUUACUGUAGCUGAUGUUGAUGGUGAGGAACCACAUACUGGCAUCAUUGCAUCUAUCAGCAAUGAGAACCCUGCACUUGUGACAUGUGUUGAUGAUGAGAGACUGGAGUUCCAAGAUGGUGAUCUUGUCACUUUCUCUGAAAUUCACGGGAUGGCAGAACUUAAUGAUGGAAAACCUAGAAAGGUUAAAAGCUGCAGACCAUAUUCAUUUUAUCUUGAAGAAGACACCACCAACUUUGGCACAUAUGUGAAAGGUGGUAUAGUGACACAAGUCAAGCAACCCAAAGUCCUGAAUUUCAAGCCUUUAAGAGAAGCACUUAAAACUCCAGGCGAGUUUCUGCUGAGUGACUUCUCUAAGUUUGACCGCCCUCCUCUUUUGCAUCUAGCAUUCCAAGCACUUGAUAAGUUCAUGAGUGAUUUGGGGCGGUUUCCUGUUGCUGGUUCAGAAGAUGAUGCCCAAAAGCUGAUUUCUAUAGCCACCGCCAUGAAUGAGAGUUUGGGAGACGGAAAGUUGGACGAUCUGAAUCCAAAAAUUUUGCGAGAUUUUGCUUAUGGGGCACGAGCCGUACUUAAUCCCAUGGCUGCCAUGUUUGGUGGCAUAGUUGGUCAAGAGGUUGUCAAGGCAUGCUCUGGAAAAUUCCAUCCACUUCUUCAGUUCUUUUACUUUGACUCGGUUGAGUCGCUUCCUACUGAGCCAUUGGAACCGAGCGAGUACAAGCCCUUGAACAGUCGUUAUGAUGCACAAAUUUCAGUAUUUGGAGCUAAAUUUCAGAAAAAGUUGGAAAAUACCAAGUCAUUUGUUGUAGGAUCUGGUGCGUUGGGAUGUGAGUUUUUGAAAAAUUUAGCCUUGAUGGGUGUAUCAUGUAGCACUGAAGGGAAAUUAACUGUCACUGACGAUGAUGUCAUUGAGAAAAGCAAUCUCAGCCGACAAUUUUUAUUUCGUGACUGGAAUAUUGGGCAAGCAAAGUCCACUGUCGCUGCCUCUGCAGCUGCAUUGAUUAACCCCAGUCUUCAGAUUGAAGCUUUGCAGAAUCGUGUGGGCCCAGAGACGGAAAACGUAUUUGAUGAUACAUUCUGGGAGAAUUUAAAUGUUGUCAUUAAUGCUUUAGACAAUGUUAAUGCGAGACUUUAUGUUGAUCAAAGGUGCUUGUAUUUCCAGAAGCCACUUCUCGAGUCUGGUACACUCGGUGCUAAAUGCAACACUCAGAUGGUUAUCCCCCACUUGACAGAAAACUAUGGGGCCUCCAGGGAUCCACCAGAAAAGCAAGCACCAAUGUGCACCGUACACUCAUUCCCACAUAACAUUGACCACUGCCUGACUUGGGCUCGUUCAGAGUUUGAAGGGUUACUUGAGAAAACUCCAGCGGAAGUCAAUGCCUAUCUCUCAAACCCAGAUGAAUAUACAACUGCAAUGAGGAAUGCCGGCGAUGCUCAGGCUCGGGAUAAUUUAGAACGGGUUCUCGAGUGUCUCGACAGGGAAAAAUGUGAAACGUUUCAAGACUGCAUCACUUGGGCGCGCCUAAAGUUUGAGGAUUACUUCUCCAAUCGUAUGAAGCAAUUGAUAUUUACAUUCCCGGAAGAUGCGGCUACCAGUACUGGAGCUCCAUUUUGGUCAGCACCAAAGCGUUUCCCACGUCCACUGGAGUUCUCUGUUUCUGACCUUAGCCAUCUAAACUUUGUAUUGGCGGGCUCUAUUCUUCGUGCUGAAACAUUUGGAAUCCCUAUUCCUGAUUGGGCCAAGAACCCUAAGAAACUGGCUGAAGCAGUUGAUCGGGUCAUUGUCCCUGAUUUUCAACCACAGCAGGGUGUCAGAAUCGAGACUGAUGAGAACGCCACCACUUUAUCAUCUGCAUCUAUAGAUGACAGUGCAGUUAUUGAGGAAUUAAUCAAGAAGAUAGAACAGCGUAGAAAGACUCUUCCUUCUGGCUAUAUCAUGAAACCUAUUCAGUUUGAGAAGGAUGAUGACACAAAUUACCAUAUGGAUUUCAUAGCUGGACUUGCUAACAUGCGGGCCAGAAAUUACAGCAUCCCAGAAGUCGACAAGCUUAGAGCCAAGUUCAUAGCUGGAAGAAUUAUCCCUGCAAUCGCCACCUCAACAGCAAAGGCCACUGGUUUGGUUUGUCUUGAGCUAUACAAGGUUAUUGACGGUGGUCAUAAGGUGGAAGACUAUCGUAAUACUUUUGCCAACCUAGCACUUCCUCUUUUCUCCAUGGCCGAACCUGUCCCAUGCAAAGUCAUUAAGCACCAGGACUUGAAGUGGACCGUGUGGGACAGAUGGGCGAUUCAUGGGAACCCUACAUUAAAGGAACUCAUCAAAUGGCUUGCAGAUAAGGGACUUGAUGCUUACAGCAUUUCAUGUGGAAGCUGUUUGCUGUACAACAGUAUGUUUCCUAAGCAUAGAGAACGAAUGGACAAGAAGGUGGUGGAUUUGGCUCGGGAUGUGGCUAAGAUGGAGAUUCCGCCCUAUCGCCGCCACUUGGAUUUGAUGGUAGCCUGUGAAGAUGAGGAGGAAAAUGACAUUGAUAUCCCACAGGUAUCUGUAUACUUCCGUUAACUGCCUAAUUAGGCUAAUCCACAUUUGCAUAGCAGAAGUGUGGUUACAAUUGAAGAUGGUUCCUUGUAUUCCGGUGAAGUGACAUUUAUAGGUCAAGUGUUGCACUAAAAGUGACUCACUAAGUGCUGUGCACGGUUCUGUAACACCUAAGUGAUUGCUAUUUUGGGCAUUCCCUGUUUCAUAUGCAUUUGUUGGGAUUAUGACAUUUUGACUAGCCAUCCAGUUUAAACCCUUGUGAAUUUGGCUGAACAAUGUUUUAUAAGCAAACUUGACUCGUGUAUGAAGGGUGAUGUUUUGGUGGUGGUCAAACAUUUACUACCAUAAUUGUUUCAUAUAUAUGCAUAACUGCAUAAUGUGUUGUCUGCUUAA
Messenger RNA from Erigeron canadensis, 3590 nucleotides. Its product is annotated as ubiquitin-activating enzyme E1 1-like. The record is from RefSeq and is a predicted model, not a curated record. Bases 165 to 3221 code for a protein of 1018 amino acids. Gene Ontology annotation, biological process: protein sumoylation. Gene Ontology annotation, molecular function: SUMO activating enzyme activity. The transcript is spliced from 7 exons. Gene Ontology annotation, cellular component: cytoplasm; SUMO activating enzyme complex. NCBI's taxonomy places the organism in Eukaryota, Viridiplantae, Streptophyta, Magnoliopsida, Asterales, Asteraceae.